GCGGACGAUGAACGCAGCUAUGGUAGCAGAGAACUUCGGGGAGGCAUGUCCGGCGUCGGCGCCUUUCUUCGGCUACAUGGGAGCAGCAGCUGCUCUCAUCUUUGCAAAUCUUGGAGCCGCCUAUGGCACCGCCAAGUCAGGAGUUGGCAUCUGCUCCAUGGGUGUCAUGCACCCUGGUCUCAUCAUGAAAUCCAUCAUCCCCGUGGUUAUGGCUGGUGUGAUUGGAAUCUACGGGUUCAUCAUUGCCGUUGUCGUCGGAACUAAGAUCAAGGAGCCUGUUGGCGGCGGCUCCCAGGCUGUCACCCCCCAGUACACCCUCUUCUCCGCCUUCGGUCACCUUGGCUCUGGCCUCACGGGCGGCUUGAGCGGUCUUGCUGCUGGUAUGGCCAUCGGCAUUGUCGGAGACGCUGGUGUUCGCGCCACUGCCCAGCAGCCGAAGCUCUUCGUUGGCAUGAUCCUUAUUCUUAUCUUCGCUGAGGCUCUCGGUCUCUACGGGCUGAUCGUCGCCCUCAUCAUGUCCUCGUCAGGAGGAGGAUCUUGCCCUUCCGCAUAAACAGAAGCCUGAGACUCGCUCCCUGCUCUUCUGUCUGUUGAAGUCUCACAACGGCAAGUCGCCGCCCAUCCCCUCUCAGCCAUUAUUAAUAGAGAUUUAACUCGUGGCAUAUUAAAGUGUCAGAUACUGU
Messenger RNA from Guillardia theta CCMP2712, 683 nucleotides. RefSeq lists its product as hypothetical. Lineage: Eukaryota; Cryptophyceae; Pyrenomonadales; Geminigeraceae. The coding region runs from base 8 to 553 and encodes 181 amino acids. Gene Ontology annotation, biological process: proton transmembrane transport. Gene Ontology annotation, molecular function: proton-transporting ATPase activity, rotational mechanism. Gene Ontology annotation, cellular component: proton-transporting V-type ATPase, V0 domain. The transcript is spliced from 5 exons. The record is from RefSeq and is a predicted model, not a curated record.